AUGGCUGCGAGACGACUACACCAUGAAGACUAUACAGUGGCAUGGAUCUGUGCGCUGCCCGUGGAAAUGGCAGCUGCCGAAGCGAUGUUGGAUGAGCGACACACUGAUCUCCCCACCACAGACAAUGACGCGAACACGUAUAUCCUCGGUCGCAUCCAUGUACACAAUGUAGUAAUUGCGUGUCUUCCAUAUGGUGUUUACGGGAUUACUUCAGCGGCAACAUUGGCGACCCAGAUUCGCUUCACCUUCACUGCCAUUCAAUUUGGGCUGAUGGUUGGUAUCGGGGGCGGAGUGCCAGGAACAGCGGAAGAUGUCAAACUAGGCGACGUCGUCGUUAGUAAACCGACCAGGGAGUAUGGAGGAGUCGUUCAAUAUGACUUUGGGAAACUUACCACUAAUGCGAUCAUGCGAAGAACCUUCCAUUACCCAGGCAAUUGUGAAUCUGUCGACGAAACAAGUGGCGACGGUCACGUGGAUGACACGAGGCCAACCACGGCUUGUAAGAUCCACUACGGGCUGAUUGCCUCUGGAAAUAAAGUCAUCAAGGAUAGCAAAGUUCGAGAUGUACUGUCAAGGAAGCAUGGCAUUCUCUGUUUCGAAAUGGAGGCAGCGGGGUUGAUGAACGACUUUCCGUGCCUGGUGGUCAGAGGCAUCUGCGACUAUGCAGACGCACGGAAAAAUAAACAAUGGCAGGGCUAUGCAUCCUUAACGGCCGCUGCCUAUGCAAAGGAGCUCCUGGGGGUGGUGCACACAAGCCACGUCGAAAAUCCUCGAAAAUUGUAUCUCGACCGCACGCCACACCCUCAAACAGUACGCGAUAGUGGAAAAUGGGCUGUACAAAUCGACCGACGUAUUGAUGAAGACCUACUGGAACGUAUUACAUCUUACGACCAUGAAAGGAUCCACCAAAGACUUUCACGGAAGAAACUGGUGGGCACGACACAGUGGUUCCUUGAUCACCCAGACUUCCAUGAAUGGAUUUCAGAGAAGACGCAUUCUUCUUUGUGGUGCUCUGGAAAAAUUGGCUCGGGAAAGUCCAUCAUUGCCACUGCAGUCGUCGAGGAAGCGAGAAUGCGCUUUUCGAAACGAAACAUACCGAUCGUGUUCGUUUAUUGCGACGAACAACAAACGUCGAAGUGCGAAGCUCUUAUACUAUCGAGUCUCAUCAAGCAAAUUUCGACAUUCCUACUGCGAGCAUCACUGCCUGUGCCUCAGGAGAUCAAACACAUGCUCCACCGUCACUUUGGACGAAAAAGACAAAGGCCUACUAUUGACGAUUUGCAAACGAUAUUUACAGCGCUGUUCACUGCAGCGCCCAAGGUCGUUUAUAUAUUGGAUGGCCUUGAUUCUCUCGACCAGGCACAUGCAAAGGGCCUCCUAACCUACUUACAGUCACUUUUCACGAGCUAUACAACAGAAUCAAAAAUCCUCUUUCUGAGCAGAGACCACCUACCCGGGAAUAUGGACAUCGCCAUGUUCGUUCCCGGUAUCCGCCGUGUUUCCACCUCAGAGAACACCAUUCAAGAUAUCAGCGUGUAUAUCGAAUCGAGCAUUAUGGACAAGAUGAUGAUGAAGAGAAUCACAGAUAGUGAAGACCUUGUACAAGAGAUGAAACGUGUUCUGCUGAACGAAUCCUCUGGAAUGUUCCUCUGGGUGUAUUUACAGAUAGAGAUUAUCUGGCAGACUUGUGCUACAGAUGCUGAAAUACGCUAUGCUCUCAAAUCGCUACCGGAAGAUUUAGAAGAGACGUACCGUCGCUGUAUAACAAGAAUCAACACCCAGGACCCCCGGGUAGUCAAGGCACUUAGCUGGGUUCGGUUUGCCACCAGGCCUCUUCAUAUUGAUGAGUUGCGAGAGGCGAUUGCCUUUGACGUACACGACACACGAUGGGAUCACAGUAGGAUCCCUAGAGGUGACUUCGUUAUGGGCUCAUGCGUCAACUUGCUGGUUCUUGAUUCCACAGACAGUUGUGUACGGUUUGUCCACUCAUCGAUGAAUCAGUAUCUUGAUGACAAUAGAGCAUCAUCGAUCCCUGGUUUCCCAAUUUCCAGGGAACAAGGAGAUAUGAACUGUGGAGAGUUCUGCGUUGCGUAUCUCUCCUUUGCUGACUUUAGCCUUCAAAUUGACAGACUCGCGGAUCAUCAAGUACACACUGUUGUGCCAAGCCCGUUCAUACUUCCUGCAAAACUCCCUGGAUCGACGAUUAUCAAGAAGCUUUUUCCAGGUCGAGCCACGGGCGGCCAAUCUAUGACGUUGCCAUUCCGACGGAUAAAGACUUCAUCUACUCCGUCGUCAGCUCAAUACAGAUUCCUUGAAUACGCAGUGAGUAACUGGGCAGUGCAGACAAGGCACAUCGAAGAAGGCCAGGGAACCUGGGACAAGUUCAAACGACUCGCACUGAGCUUUAACGAAACCUGGAACUUUUCCCCGUGGUCAAACGGUGGCCGUUCGCAGCUUUCUCAUUUGCAUGGACUUUUCGGAUGGGCUAUACGGGAAAACCAUCGACCGCUUCUGAACUUGGCCUUGGGGUUUGAAAGUCAUAUACGGAGUAUAUGUGAUAUUCCACUUGUGGAAGAGGGUCUCCCGCCUCUUCAUCUUGCUUGCCACCUUGGACACGAUAAGAUUGUCUUGGAACUACUGAGAAUUUGCGAUGUCCAUAAGACUGGUACCAAUAAGUAUACGCCAUUGCAUUGUGCCGCUGCCAAGGGGCAUGCUGAAGUAGUUGAUAUCCUGUUGCACAAAAAAGGCAUGAUCGAUGUGGAUCCUUGGUCAGAUUCGGAGGAGACGCCACUAUUCCUGGCCGCUAGAAAUGGAUGGGCAUCAAUUGUUGAAGCCCUCUUGAACCGCGGAGCAAUCUUGGAAUUCACAGACAACAACUUCCAGACUCCACUGAUUGCGGCUGCUGCCUCUGGUCAUCUGGCUGUCGUUGAGCUGCUUCUUGAGAAGGGCGCAGGCAUGCAUUCCCACGAUAGCAAGGGUCUUACUUGCGUAUCUUGGGCUAUUAGGAACAAACAGGACCACCAGGAGGCUGUGAAAUUGAUGGUGGAGAAAGGACUAAACCCGAAUUCAAUAUUUGACGGGAAACGCUGGCGUGAUCCAGGGACACUUCUAUCCUGGGCCAUCGACAGAGGAAAUGAGGAUCUUGAUGCAAUGGUCGAGUUCCUCAUUGAUAAUGGCGCGGACAUUAGCCGCGGAGUCAUCGGUAGUCUAAACGCACUAGGCCCAAUUUCACGAGCAGGGCACGCAUCAACUGUAAGGAUUCUGCUCGAGAGAGGCGUCAUAUUCGACAGACAACGUGAUAAAGACGAUUUUCUUCAUCGUGUAGCGCAAAGCGACCAUGCUGCUGUUAUUAGUGUUCUGCUGGACAGUGGCGCAGAUAUCAACUCCACUAAUAACUUUGGGCAGAUGGUUCUGGAUAUAGCAGAGUACAAGGGACAUCACGAGAUAUGUAAGCUUCUUGUUGAAUACGGUGCUAAACCGGUGCGUGUUUAUAAGAGGGUUUAUACUAACUGCUGA
Molecule: messenger RNA, 3516 nt
Organism: Aspergillus wentii DTO 134E9
Lineage: Eukaryota; Fungi; Ascomycota; Eurotiomycetes; Eurotiales; Aspergillaceae
Exons: 9
Coding region: 1-3516 (1171 amino acids)
Biological process (GO): nucleoside metabolic process
Molecular function (GO): catalytic activity; protein binding
Source: RefSeq, a predicted model, not a curated record